CAGUUUUCACCCGCACACGAGUGAAUUACCACCUCAGGAACAUGACAAGAAAGUCUGUGUAUUUUCACAAGAAGUAUAAGAUAACGAUAUAGAGUCUAGUUUUAGUGCCGCAUAGCGCACAGCGUAGUCGUUGAAAAUUCAUGGCUGUAUAAUUAUACGCCGUGAGUAUUAUAUAGACGUCUGAAAAGUGGAUGAUAUUGGAUUUAUUCAUCCAAUAAAAAGAAAAUGGAGUCGUUCUUAGACCUUUUUGACACUGGGGAGAGCAAGCCGAGUAGGAGCAAGAGCUGGGAUGAUUCGGAGAAUGAGGAGAACGAUACCUCCGACUCCAGCAACAGCAGCAACAGCACCUUCGAGGACAACGAGGAGAGGCUGCCUCCUGAGCCGGAGCAAGGCAACGUAGAGUACAAACUGAAACUGAUCAAUCCAUCCAGCCAGAGGUUCGAACACCUGGUCACGCAGAUGAAAUGGCGUCUGCAGGAGGGCCAUGGAGAGGCCAUCUACCAGAUUGGCGUCGAGGAUAACGGAAAACUGGCAGGUUUAUCGAGAGACGAUAUGAAGGCUUCCCUGAAAACUCUGAGAGACAUGGCCGCGAGACUGGGCGCUACGACGAACGUGCUUCGCGAGCGUUCGACCCAUCCGAAAUCCAACAACAAGCGAGCGAAGGCGAAAAAUAACAAGAGCGAGGAGAAGAGGGUAGCCGAGGUUCUGAUUCGCAAGAUUAGAAAGGACGACCGCGAGGAGUGCGUGAUCGACCUGCGACUGGCGGUGAUGGGUGGACAGGAUGCCGGGAAAUCGACUCUGCUAGGCGUAUUGACACAAGGAGAGCUGGACAAUGGCCGGGGGAGAUCGAGACUAAACAUGCUUCGACACUUGCACGAGAUAAAAUCAGGACGGACCUCGUCGAUAUCUCACGAGAUUAUAGGUUUCGAUAACGAGGGACACGUGCUGAAUUACGCCGAACUGACAACAGCCGAGGAAAUUUGCGAGCAUGCUUCAAAAGUCGUUACUUUCAUAGAUUUAGCCGGUCACAGAAAGUAUCUGAGGACGACACUACUAGGAUUAACAGGCUAUUCACCUCAUUACGUGAUGCUAGUCGUUGCACCUCCCGUCAACGAAGUUGUGCAAGAACACGUGGCCUUGUGCUUGGCCUUACGCUUACCUUUCUUCGUCGUCCUUACUAAGGUUGACUUAGGCUAUUGCGAUCCUCGCGAAACCAUUACUCAAUUGGAGAGUAUUGCGAGGAUACAGGGCUGCAACAAAAACUUUGUCCUACGCAGUAACAACAACGGAGAUGCUCAGAGCAAUGACCCUGACAUAAUACCAGUAUUUCCUGUUAGCUGUGUGACGGGUGAAGGAUUAGAUGAAUUAACGAGAUUCAUACGAGAUUUAUCUCCAAUGGAUACAGUACCCCCUGAUUCAGAUCCUGACGCUUGCUUAUUUCAAAUAGAUGAAACAUUCAGAGUGGCAGGAUCUUCAGAGCCAGUGCUAGGCGGACUACUGGUCAAAGGAGCGAUCGCCUUGGGAACGCGACUAUUGGUCGGUCCAUCUCCGAAAGGAGAGUUUAGUCCAGUCAAAGUUGUCAGUCUGCACCGGAACAAGGCGCCAUGCUGUCUUGUCCGAGCAUCUCAGAGCGCCAGUUUAACACUAGCCCCUCCGACUAAAAGAGACCCUCCUCUACCGCAUCUACGCCCUGGUAUGGUAUUAGUCUCUAUUCGAGAUCACCCUCGAGCAACUCUCUUUUUCCAGGCAACUGUGAUAGUUGUAUAUCACGCUACUGCAAUUUACCCAGGUUUCCAAGCAACAGUUCACAUAGGUAAUGUCCGGCAAACUUGCGUUAUAGAGGGAAUAAUGGAGAUAAAAAAAGGCGGUUUACAAACAAACGAUACUGCAUCAGUAUUGUUCAGAUUUCUGAGUCACCCAGAGUAUUUGCAUGUUGACAUGCGUCUACUCUUACGGGAAGGUCGUACAAAGGCUAUUGGGAAAAUAACUCAAGUUUUUCCCUUAGAAGAUUAAAGUUAAAAAAAAAAAUUUUUUCGGUUUCAAAAAACAGAAGCUUUUGGUUUUUGCCGAAGUCUAGAUUCUCUCUUUCAUCCUCGGACGAAUUUAUCAAUGAGUACAACAUUGAAAAUUACGAUAUAAAUUACAUUAUUUGACGCUUUGACUACUUAGUGAAAAAGGCUAGUUUAGAUUUUUUCUCAAAAUUUUUCUCGUGAUGAUUAAAGUACACAUUCGUGCUGUGAAUUUUAUUAAAAAUCUCUUAUUUGAUAUAUAAAUAUAAAAUGUGAGUAAUAAAACCUUAAAAAUAUGUUGAUACAUAUACAUAUAUUUAUUUAUGUAAAUUCUUUAUACAAGAGAUAUUAAAAUGUAUAAAGGAUAAGAAAUAUGAAUGAUGUAGGUCGUUAUCGUGAUUGAAGUAAUGUGAUGCGACGAACAAAGAUUUUGAAACAAAUUUAAAUAUUCGCGGUAUUGUGUAUGUAUUAAGGUACGCUUUGACAUCGUGAGGCAGACAUUUUUCGGAGUAAUAAGAAUAUAUAUAUAUAUAUAUAUAUAUAUAUAUAUAUAUAUAUAUAUAUAUUUGCUCUGCGCAGGCCUGAGAUAACCCUCACGGAGAAAAAAAAAAUAUAUAUAUAUAUAUAUCCACGUGAAAGAAAAGUCUUGGACAAUUUUCUCAAUUGUUAAUUUAUUGGGAAAUUAAAAAAAAGUUUAUUUUUCUUUUAUAUUGUAGAUAUUCAUUUGUAUUCUAUAUAUUAUAUCGUACUUAGUAAUUAACUUUUAGUUGUUUAACCGGGUUAUAUUAUAUACAACCUCAUACUCUACUAUAUAGCGUAGUUUAUAAAGGAACAGAAGAUCAUAAUAUUUUCAAAACAUUAUUAUUUUUUGGUAAAUAAUUAAUAUAGAGUUAUUACUUUAAGAUUACCCUUUUGUGUUCGUGAACUAAAAUAUAUGAUUUCAUUAUAUAAAUUUAGCACAAAAAGUGGGUUUGAAAGAAAAUUGCUGGAAUUAUAUGUUAUACUUAUUUUUGUAUAAAGCGUCAUUUUUUUGUGAAACAUUUGCAGUCUUAAAAACAAGCAAUAAAAUGAUUGAUAACCAAUA
This is a messenger RNA of Nasonia vitripennis (jewel wasp), 3093 nucleotides long. Its product is annotated as GTP-binding protein 2. The transcript is spliced from 7 exons. Gene Ontology annotation, biological process: translational elongation. The record is from RefSeq and is a predicted model, not a curated record. NCBI's taxonomy places the organism in Eukaryota, Metazoa, Arthropoda, Insecta, Hymenoptera, Pteromalidae. Gene Ontology annotation, molecular function: GTPase activity; translation elongation factor activity; GTP binding. Bases 226 to 2013 code for a protein of 595 amino acids.